AUGUCGAAUUCGAAGAAGCGCGCCGCGGAGCCUGCGCCCGAGGCCAAAAAGAAGAAGAAAAAGGCCAAGCUUUCAAAAGACGAUGAGGCUCUGGACAUGGAACUUGGCCUGAACACACUGUUCAAUCGCCUGGACAACCAAUUGCUCGCAGAUCACCUGGCACAGAAACUUGGCCGAUUCGGAAGCGACCUCAGCUCGGUUGAGGUUUCGGAUCUGACCGUAUCUGCCAACUCAAUACAAGAUACCACCUCAUGGGAGGAAAAUAGAACGCUCGAUAAUCUGCCUGGCUUCCUUGAAAAGUUCUCAGAGGGCGAAGAGUCUCUCAAGAAAGUCCCAAGGAAGAAGGGCUCACCUCACACUCUCAUCGUCGCUGGUGCCGGACUAAGGGCGGCCGACAUGGUCAGAGCUGUACGAAAGUUUUCGAGCAAGGACAACACCGUGGCAAAGCUGUUCGCCAAGCACAUGAAAGUGGACGACCAGGUGACGUUUCUCAAAAAUAGAAAGACGGGAAUUGGUGUCGGUACGCCCGCCCGUCUGAUAGAGUUGAUCGACAAUGGCGCUUUGUCAUUGGAUAAUCUGCAAAGGCUUGUUGUAGAUGCCUCGCAUGUCGACCAGAAGAAGAGAGGCAUUAUGGACAUGAAGGAUACCAUGAUGCCACUUGCCAGAUUUUUGACUCGUCCAGAAUUCAAAGAGCGUUAUAGAGCCGAGAAGAAGCCCUUGGCGUUGCUCUUCUACUAG
Metarhizium brunneum ARSEF 3297 is the source of this 738-nucleotide messenger RNA. It is a transcript of the gene CSM1, whose product is annotated as Protein CMS1. The record is from RefSeq and is a predicted model, not a curated record. Gene Ontology annotation, cellular component: nucleus; 90S preribosome. Lineage: Eukaryota; Fungi; Ascomycota; Sordariomycetes; Hypocreales; Clavicipitaceae.